This is a messenger RNA of Cinara cedri, 15631 nucleotides long. The record is from the annotation of a GenBank genome assembly. NCBI's taxonomy places the organism in Eukaryota, Metazoa, Arthropoda, Insecta, Hemiptera, Aphididae.
ACAGUUUUUAGUUUGCAGCAGUCAUCAGUCAGCCCAGAGCCGUUCUGGUCUUUGGUUUAGCUCUUUGUCGAGGUUGACGUUUACUUAUUACUACGAUCGUUUUUGAUCAUCUACCUGUGAUUUAUCGAAACUAUAAAAAAAAACGACUAUAUAUUUCUUACGAAUCGUGUAUAAUAAAUCGUAAGUAUUUAAUACUAUUAUUGUAUUCGUAUUACUAUACGCCCAUACAAUAUAUUUGUUAUAAUUAUUUUGUUUAAUUCAUUACCUAGUACCUAUUCAUUUUGUAUUUAUUACUGAUAUUAAACAGAUCUGCACCAUGGUUUUAUACAACAAACCCAAGGUGGAGAAGCGCAAGCAAAUCAGUGUUAAGUCCAUCUCGGAUGUCGAGGAUGUCGUGGCCAUGAAAAAAACAUUUAACCGACAUCUCCACUUCACCCUUGUCAAAGACAGAAAUGUGGCCACUAUCCGGGACUAUUAUUACGCGUUGGCGCACUCGGUCAGGGACAGCUUGAUUUCACGAUGGAUCAGGACGCAACAGCAUCAGUAUCUGCUCAACCCAAAGGUGAGUGUCAUCCGUUCGGUACAUAAUAAUAGUGCCUUUAAGAACACGCAUUCAAUGGUGAUUGCGUAAUACCUAUUAUGAGGGACCACAGACCCGCGAGUACCUCCGAAAUAGGUGAAUCGAAUAUUGCGGGGGAAAAAAAAUAUAUCGAAGAGAUUAAUUUUUCUAAUCAAAAUCGUACAUUCUGUAGUAUCACCCCAUAUUAUCUAAGACAAAUUUAAUAAAAAAAAAAUGUUCGACUGACGAGUUCGAUUGUAUUAGUUGAUUAAGGUACCUAGGUAGAUAUUGUAUUUUAUAAGUGACUGUAUCAAAAACUAAAAUCAUAGACUUUUAACUACCUAUAGGUAUACGUUUAGGUAUUUCCAAUUUCCUAUAAAGCCAUUGGCUAAUAUAAAUAUAUACACGUUACAAAAAUUACCUAUACACUUUUUUUACAAUAAGUAGGUAUUCACCUGCUUACCAAAUGAUGCGUUUGCGAUUUUAAAUAAAACAAAUUAAUUUUUAUUUUUGUUCACCUCUAAACGAUUUAAUCGGACAUUUUAAUGAAAUUAAACACGCUAGUGGGCAUCUACUUAUUAUUAUUACAUAGUUCCCUUUGAAAAUUUUCCGAUUGUUGUUCUCUAGAUUAUUAUUCUUUUUUAUAUACCUAAGAAUAACAUAAAUACAAAAAUGCUAAACAAUUAUAUUACCUUAAUUUCAAUAAUGUAUUAUAUUAUGCCAAUUAUUGUGACUUUAUUGUAUUUUCUCCAUUUCAUUUUAAAAACUAAAGAAUAAAAAUAGUGAAUUACAUUAGGUGUUAUAAUAAUAAUAUUAUGCUUAUUUUAUUAGUUUUCUCCAUAGAAUAACUGGAUUUCUUAGUUUGAAUUGGACCGACCUUUUACGUUAAAUAUUAUAAUAGUUAAAUUUACUAAAAUUACGAAUAAAAUGGAAAAAUUGGUAAACUUUAAAUCCCUAAUUAAAAAUUAAAAUUAUUUAGAAUUUUAACCAAUUAAUUAAAAAAUGAUUAUUUAAUUCAUUAUCAUCUUAUUUGAUAAAAUUCAAUCUAAAUAAAUAUAACUAAGAUUAUAAAUGUUUAUUUUUAUUAAUUCAUUUAUAACAUUUAAUUGGGAAAAUCGUUUUAUUCAUAUGAACAAUUUUUGGAACAUUUCAAUGUUUUUAGUAAUAAUAUCUAACUAUAUUUAGUAUUAAAUAGGUACCUACUAAAGUCAAACUCUGAAAAAAGAAGAUCUUAGGGGUAGGUAUCGGUCAAGAACUUUUAACAGCUAAAAUAAAAUGAUACUCAAAAUAAAAUACAUACGAGUUUUUUCAGUUUAUCGUAAUCUGUUUUUGUUAUUAAAAUUUAAACAAACAUAUUUUGUUAAUGAAAAAUAAAUAAUUAAAAUAAGUAAAUAGUGGAUAAUCGAAUAAUAACUUCUAAAACGAUAUCACAUCAUUUGCACGAUAUUUUAAUCGAAAUUAAUUUUUAAAAUAUUUUUUAAAUAAUAUGUUUAUUUUAUUUUUGAAUUAAUGGUAGGUAACUACUUCAUACAAAACACAUAAUAUUUAAAAUUUGGUACCUACAAUAUGAAGAAUAAUAAAUUAUAUUGAAUAUUUAGCCUACCUAUAUUAUAUUAUUAGUAGUUCAGGUGUAUUUUAAUAAAACGUCGAGAAUCUAUAUAAUAAUUUUUUAAAUUAAAUAUAAUGAGUUUCUCACCUUAUGAACGUGCUUAAAAUCUCACAAAAAGAAAAAAAAAAUUGAAUUAAUACAUUUCUAAAAAAAUAAUAAUAAUAAAACACUUAUAAAUCAUUACAAUAAAUAUUAAUAAUGAGUAUUAGGCAUCGGAAGUAUAAUAAUUCAUGUUGGUACCUAAUAUAUUUGUGUAUAAUAUUAAGUAUUUAUAUUUGUUUUUUUUAAAAAUUGCAUUUAUUAAAUGUUGGUAUUCUACGUUGAUUUUAUUAACUGCGAUAUAUUGUACACUAGCUGCUGUAGAUUAUAAAAAAAAAAGAAUAGUGUAGACGAUGACUGGUUCAAUAUUAUUAAAUAUUAUAUAAUAUUUAAAUAGUGAUAUAAUUAAUAAUAAUUAUAAACUUGUGUAUUUGCUAUUGAUAAAUAUUUAAUUUAUUAAUUUAUCGUAAUAUUAUAAACGUGCAGCUAUAAAUAUAUAUAUAGUUAAUUUUUAUUGUACAAAAGUUUUUUAGCACGAGCAUCGGUAACGAGAUUAUAAUUUUUUUUCCUUAAAGCGGGACGCCUGUAUACCUACAUAGCGAUUAGCGAUGAGUAAAGCACGGCAAUUAUUAUUAUUUUUCGCGUAGAACGAAACUCCGAACAGUAAACACAAUAUUGUAAAACGAGACAAAUUAUUCAAAAAUAAAUUAAAUAUUGGAUUUAAUACAUAUCUAAUAAACAUAAUGCGUUGUAUUAUGUUUAUUUAUUUUAAAUUAGAAAAUAAAAUAGAGAAUAGAGCUGAUAUUGCUUGUGCAGUAAGUGGGUGGGCAGUUGGUUUUCUAUCAUUAUUUUUUUUUCUUGAUGAGCGGUGAUGUAUUCGGCCGUCAAAUCAAACACAGUAACUAACAUUCUUAUCAUUUUUCAUGUGUUGAUAUACAUUUUUGUUAAAAUUUAAUUGCCCAGAUGAUUUGAUAUUACACACUUUUGGUUGAAAUAUUUGUGCUAGAUUUGAAUUAUACUUUGAAAUUGCAAUAACUCGUAAGCCACCCGUGUUAGACAAAUCACUAUAUCUGUACAAUUUGUAAAAUGUUUGUUAUUAUUGUGUUUCAUGUUUCGACAGCUAUAGUUUUUUUGUGCUGCGGUCAAUAAACACGUGCUCUCUUUUUCAAUAGAAUGCAUUUCUAUAUUAAUUUUUUUUCCAAAGCUGGUAUUUUUGCUUUCUUUGAGAUAAUGGGACGUAUGGUCACGUUAGCUAUGGGUAUCUACAAAAACAUCUAAUAUAAUGCUGAUUUUUAUCAUAUAAAAGGUAUAGGAUCUCACUAUAUAUACAUUUUUUAAAAUGUUCAAUUUUGAAAAUUUAUUUUGCACAAAAAUGUACAAUAGUACUUAUAUAAGUUAUAAAUGUAUAAUGGUUAUAAUCAAGUAGGUACCUUUUAAAUAACAUUUCUAUUUGUGUUUUAAUGAUAAAACAUCUUAGAUGAUUUAAACAAUAAUAUAUCUACUUAUCUAAUUCAAAUCACAACAAUUCCAAUUACGAAAAUAAAUUUGAAUGGUCAUUAUAUAGGGUUUGUUUUUACUGCAAUAACUCUGUAUAGCUUGAUACUUACUAGGUACUUAAUCUAUAGGUUCAAAUUUUAUUAUUUCAAUAUAUUUAUAUUAAAUUAAAUGUAUUAUUACAUGAAUACUUACAAAUUUUCCAGAAAUCAACUUUUUCUUGAAAAUCUACUGAAUGUAAACAUACAUGAUUAUGUAUAUAAUAUGUAGAAGUACAGUGUAGCAGCAAAUUCUCGAGUUAACGACCAUCCAACGCUGUUUUGUUACUACAGUACCUACUAUUGAAAUCAUACCUCCAUAAAAAACUAAACCGACUAUAUAAUGAUAAUGUUUGAAUUUAUAGAAAUAUUUGCAAAAAACUUCCACACAUACGCAAUAUACGUGCUUUAUCUUAAUAUUUCACUUGAUAUCGUACAGAAAACUGUACUUAUUUAUUUUUAUACAGUUGAUAAAGUAAAUGUAUACUGAUUAAGUAUUUAAAAUAUUUAAACUACGUACUUAGUUUAUUGUUAAGUCAUAAUAUAUAACAAACAAUUUUGACUACCUAUCAUGAUAAUUCAUAAUAAUAUUAAAUAAUUGUAAUUGUAAUCUUGAUUAUUGUCGAAAAAUUAUUAUAUACCUACCAGACACCUGUAUAAUUUACUAAAUAAUACUUGAACAUUACUUAUAUCAAUUUUUUUACAUAUUAAUUAAUACAAUAAUACCUAAAUGGAAAUUCAUAUACCUAAGUAAAUUUAGUAAAUUAAAUUUUAUUCGGGUUCCUAUUGUACAUACUCUGCACUUAUGAUUAUAAUUGUAUGACUAAAACUUUAGAAUACAAAGAAGUAUAUGAUUAUAAUCAUUUGAAAAUUAUUAUUAAUUAUUUAAGUACCUACUUAUUAUUUUUAAAUUUAAACUAUAUUGUAUACAUAUACUCAAAUUGGCAUGUAGAAUAAAAUUCUGUUAUUUGAAAAUUUAAAAUUAAAUUAUUUUAACAUAAGUAGGGAGGGGAGAAAUAAAGAUGAUGAUUAAAAAUGAAAUAAUAAUAACCCACCUGAAAAUUAAAUUAAGAAAGUUAAAUUCACAUAAGUUAACAUGGUUGUUGACUUUUAACCUUGAUGAAGGUGGUUUUAAAUAUAUACACAAGAAUCUGGCAACACUGAAAGAUUUUUUACAUUUGCAUAAUAUUAUUAAAGUUGUAUUAUAAAGUCAUACUAAAAUUUAUUAAUUCAUCAUUUUAGUGGAUAUUCUACCAAAUAUUUUUUCUUAUUAUAAUAUUAUCAUCAAAAAAUAAACGUUUUAUAGGUACCUAUAUAAUUAACUACAAAUACAUUUAUAGGUACUUAAAUUAUAUUUCAAUACUAUGUAUUACUUACUCAUUAUUACUUACUGAUGUGAAAGUUAUUCUGUUAUGCUGAAUAGUUAAAAUGUUUGAACAUUUGAGCAUUUUACAGCUAUUAAAUUCCAUUUUUGGUGAUAUAUAGUACCUAUUCCACACAAUUAGCAAUUGUUCCAAUUGAGGAGUUAAUUUUUUUAUUUUCUUUGUUGUAAAAUUAUUCAGGAAAUUUGUGUAACAUGUAUAGACAUUUGAAUGUUUCGAGGUUUUUAGUUUUUAUUUAGUUUUAUGUGAAUAUAAUUUUUUAUUGUUCUUAAAAUUGUUCAACAAUUUAAUACAAAGUUCAUUUUAACCAUUAGUGCCUUAUGAGACUAUAAAAAUAUCUAAAAUCCAUAAUAAUUUAUCCAAUGUAAUUUUUUUACAUAUAUAUAUAUAUAUAUAUAUAUAUUAUCAUUCAAGUUCAAAUUUUGAUGAAAAGAAUAAAAAUCACCGUAUUUCAAAUACUAUUUUCGCAAUUUGUGUGAAUUCUAUUUUUUUACCUUGUGAAAAUAAAUAUUUCAUUUUUUGACCUAAGUUCAUCAUAAGUUGAACUUGUGGUAAAAAAAAGUGAAUAUAUGAUAAAUGAAAACCCAAAUUAUAAUAAUAUCAUAUUUGAUUCGAUUAAUCUAAAUAAAACCUAAUUUAAAAUAUUAUAAAUCUAUCUACAAUUUUUAUGAAAUCCCUAAUAAUUACUAGAAAAGUACUAGCAUUAGUAUCUACCUACUAUUGUAGUGUACUAUAGACAAUAGAAGUUAAAAAAAAAAUGAACUGUAGCCAAACGUUUUUGCAUUAAUGUCUUAAAUGCCCUUCAUUGUUGCUUAACAGUUUGUUUAUCUACAUACUUGUUUGUAUGCUGAAAAUUAUAUAUUUUCAUUUAGAACCUAAGUUAGUAACAUAUUUCUACUAACCUAAUUAUUUAAUAUUUUAAUAGAACAUUAUAGUCAAGCAUAAAAAAUUAUAUUUAUUUUAUAUUUUAUUAAAAUGUAUAAAUAUUAGUACCUAUCUCCACUGUAGUAUAUAGGUAAUAUAUGCUAUGUAUUAUAGAUAUGACAUUUUAAUUGGAAAAUUGAAAUUAAUAUGUUUAAAGUUUAGGUACAAACAUGAUCUUGAAUAUCAGUUAUCUAUGUCUAUAUUAUUAAAUGACUUUUGAACGCAAUUGACCUAAUUAUUUAGGUACCAUAGCCUAUAGGUAUAAAAAGCUAAUCAAGUUAUAAUUUGUUAACAUAAUUCUUAUGUGUAUUGGAUAAAUGCCAACGUCACAUUGUUAAUGUGGUAAUUAUAAAUAUUAAACUGAUAUUUAUUUAUUAACCUUGAAUUUAUUAUACAAUUUUAAUGAGGAUGAGUUAUGACUAUUUAUAUUUUAUACAAAUUUAAUGUGAAUUAAAUAAAUUGUUUCUAAAAAUAUGCUGUACCUAUACUGUAGCAUGAACUAUAUAAUUAUAUAUAUACACUACAGAACGUGUAGAUACCUUUUUUUGUUUUCGUUUAUAGUCAAAAUUGAUUUUUAUACCGAUAAACGUAAGAUUUAUAAAUAUAUCCAAUGGUGAAAUUAAAAUCAAAAUAUUAUUAAUGUAUUUAAAUAUUUUAACAUGACAUGACAUUUAUUUAGCUUAAUUUUUUGAAUAAUCUAUGUACUACCUAUUAAUUCGGAUAUAAUCAGAUAUCUAGUAUAUUUUAUUGAAGGAUAUUAUAUUUUAAAUUCGUUGAGCAAAUAUUUUUAGAAUAGCGUACCUAAUGUUAUAAAAAAUGAUAUUUCGGUUUAAUAAAAAUAUUGAUGUUCGAUAAUAUAGUAUUCAAUAAUUAUAUACCAUUUUUGAAACGUAUAAGUUUAUUUGAGUGAAAUAUAUCAUAAUAAUAUAAUAUGUAUUACCUAUUAAUAAAUUAUAAUUACGAGGUACAGAUAGGUACUUUUUGUAAAUAUCAUAUUGGUUGGUAAGGUGUACAAAUAUAAAACUUUCGUAAUGUAAACAUAAAUCUAAUCGAUUACCUACCUCUAGUAUACAGGCUACAAUAUUUACAAAUAUGCAAGUAUUGUGAAAUCGACAAUGAUUAAUUUCAUUCGCACUUUUAGUAUUAAUAACAUUCAUAUUAAACUGUACGAUAAGAAUAAAUUGGUAAUCGGCGUGAUGCAUGAUAUUGGCCUACGAAAUUAAAAUAGCACGCAAGAUGCAACGCGUACGCGUUAUAGUACCGAUAGUUUCUAUUAUAUCGAUGCUAUUUUGUGCUGUAUUCGUCUACACUGUUAACGAUAUUGGCCUAGCGAAUAUGUAUUUCCGUCGGUUUUCUAUAAUAAUAGUCUGCCCGCGACGAGGCGUUUGUCGUCGCCUGUUGGACUCAGUUCUUGUCGUACUUUCGGUACAACACUACACCAUAAUCGUCAUAUUGUCACGUGACACAAACGCGCGCGCUCCGCUCGCAUUAUUAUUUUAAAUUGAUCGCAAAUUUAUUUACCGGCAUCGACCCAAUCGACAUCAACAUCAUCAUCAUCAUCAUGCCGUUGGCGCAAAUCGAACAGCUGCGCAAGCAAAUCAGCGUGGCGUCCAUCGCCGGUCUGGAAGACGUUAUCUCGAUGAAAAAGUCUUUUAACCGACACCUGCACUUUACGCUGGUCAAGGACAGGAACGUGGCGACGGCCAGGGACUACUUUUUCGCGUUGUCCUACAUGGUCAGAGAUAAUCUGACUUCCAGAUGGAUACGUACUCAACAGCACUAUUACGAGAACGAUCCAAAGGUGAAGCGGCGAGCAUUGCAUAGUAACGAUUAAAGAACAUAAUAUUUUCGUCUUGGCCUAAUUAUUUGCGUUUAAACGCAUGUUUUCUAAAAAUAUACCCACAGCUCAUCGCCGCCGUCGACACGAUAAACGAGUAGAUUUUUUUCAUUACAAUAUUAUAAAGCUAUUUUCUAUUUAGCGUGCGUAUAAAACUUCCAACAGAAAUCAUUCUUCAAUCAAAAAACGAUAACAAGACAUUUUUUUGUUGCAUUGUGAAUUUAGUACAAUUAGAAGUUCAUUUUUAUAUUUGUACGACCAUCGAGAAAAAAACAUAGGAAAAACAUAAAAAGUUUACGGCAUUAACGGUUUCAUUAAAUUCGAUUUUGUUUUUGUUAUUUAUAGUUGUAAAUAAUCUUAAAGAUUUUCGAGAUAUUUUAAGGUUUUUGAUAUUUUCUAGUUUUAUUUGAGGUUCUUUAGGUAUAAGUUGUGUUUGGUGGCUUAAAAAAAAAAAAAUAAUUAUAAAAUGUAGUUUUUUUUUUUUUUAUAAUCGUUUUAAGAUCAAAUUUUGACGAAAAUCUUAAAAAUUACGGAAUUUCAAAACACCUAGAUACUUAUAAUAUAUAUGGCAAACCUCUAUCAGGAUUAUAUUUCAAUAGUAAUUGUUUAUCAUUGCCUACAGACAUAAAUCAAAGGACUUGAUGUAUUCUAUCCUAAGAGGUAGGACAAGUCUUACCAUUGAGACAUCCCAUCCACAACAGUGAUCAGGGUCGUGGAGAGAGAAAUCUUGGUGGGUUUUUGAUUCACGAUUUUGAUAUUAUCGGGCUUAAAACCGAUAAUAUUUUUUUUCUUGCAUAUUAUAACAUUAUAAUAGGUAUAGGUAUAUUCUUUUUGAAAAAAUUCGGAACAAACCUGAUAUUAAGUAAAAUAGCAUGUGUUUUCCAUUAUGUUCAUCAUCUUUUUUUUUAUAUUUAUAUAGAAAUAUUAAUAUAUCUUCUUAUUUAUGACUGGUUGACUGUAAGUAAAAUUAAAUGCCGGAUCCUCUCAAACUUACCCUGCUGAAAUUUAUUAUGAAACAUUUAUUUUUCGAUUACAAAUUACUUCCUGUAAUUUCCAAUUCGAGUCAUAUAAACAUAUUAUAAGAUUAUUUUUUAUUUAAGUAUAUCAUAUGAGUAGAAUACAAAUCAUGAUAGGUAUAAAUGAUAAUAUAUGAUUACAAAUUAGUUAAUAAAAUAUACAUAAAUACAGAUCAAACAAAAAUAUGAGUUGAAAUUAAAAUUAGAUUAUUAUAAAUUAUAACUACAUUUAAUACAUUUUUGUUAAGUAAGAUAGUACCUACAAAAUAUUAUUAAAAAGUAUUUUCAUUAUAAAAUGAUAAUUAAUUAUUAUAGUAAACUUUCGUACUUUUAUAAUAAUGUUGCAAAAAAUAUAUUCAUGUUAUUAUCUUAUUGGUCCAUUGAACAUAUUAUGGUUAGGUACUUUUUUUAUUAUACCCACCUAUUUCAUUGCAUCUAUUUUAAUUUUUUUCACUUUCAAUAGGUAGUUAGUUUAAUUAUGCUUUAUCUAUAUUUUUUAUAACUAAAUCAGUACAUUAUUUUUACAUGAUUAUGUAAUUGAAAAAUAUAUCUACUUGAAAUAUGUUAUUCAAUUACUGAUCUAGGUAUUAAUUUUGAAUUUAUAUAUCAUUCAAAUUAAAUUAUAAAAAUUAUUGUCAAUAAAUUGUAUGAGACAGGCUUUAAAAAAGAAAAACACUAUAGAGUUUUAAAAAUUUUUCUGUUUAAAAAAUGUGUAUAGUUCUUUAGUUAGAUCAAUAUUUAGUUGGAUAAUUGAUUUGGUCUAAUAAUUAUUCAACUUUUAUUAAUAAUCUUAUUAAUGUCCAGUAUAUAUUUUUGAAAAUAAUUACUUGUAUAACUUAUUGUUCUACCUCUAAAGACUUUCCAUUUGGUCAGGAUUCUAUAGAUUGAUUCCCUUUCUAUUAGGAUUUUUUUAAUGGAUAUAAUGUUUGUACCUAUAUUAUAAUUUAAAUGACUAUAAUAGCAAUUGCUCAGACAUUUUAAAAUUAAUUGGAUUCAGAAUCCAUAGUAGGAUUACACGCCAUUCUGAUUUAUUUUAUAUAGGUACUUAAAUUGAAAACAAAUUGUGGUAAACAUUUUUUUUUUUCACAAGUUCUUUUAAAUCUAUAAAUUCUUUGUUUUAACACAUUGUGUUUUUAAAGUUACAAUGUUGUUGUUUUUUAAAAAAAAAUGAAGAUUUAAUGAUUUAAAAUCUAUGAUAUUUUUAUUGUAUACAUUUUUUUUCAUUAUUUGUAUAGGUAGGUACUUAUAUUUCUAUAUAUUUUUUUUUCUUCCUGUAUUAUUAUUAUUUUGUAAAUUUACAUGUGUCAAUUAUCUGUAUAAAUUCUGAAUUUUUUAUAGAAGGGUUGAUUAUAAUAAAUAAUAUUAUUCAUAUAGUUAUUUUGAAAUCAAUUUACACCAUUAGUUUUAAAAUGAUCAAGCGAUACAGUUAAUAAGUAGGUAUCAAAUUUAUUUUCCGGUGGAAUUGCACUUGGUCAUACUAUUAUCUUUAAUUUUUGAAUAAUUAAACCGCAGUGGGCUAAAAUAAUAUUCAGGGUUUUAAAAUAAUGUGAAAUUUAUUUUUUUUUUUAGUUUUCAUAAAAAUAAAUAAAUACAAAUAUAAUAACAUAAACAACAGCAAAAACAUAAUAUUAUAUACAAAUUAUUUUUUCUAAUACAUUUAUAAAUAAUACAAUUAACAACAUCAGUAUUAUGUACCUAAAGAUAUACUUAUUAUUAAUGUAUAUAAUAAAAAUUGUACCUAGCAUAUAGGUAAUAUUAUACAUUAUAUGGUAAUAAUAUUUUUCAUAAUUCUAUUAAAAAUUUUAAAUGAACUAUUCCCGAUUUAAAACACUAAUAAUAAUACUUUUCUAUCAAAUGAUGUUAUUAUAUUAAUGCUUUAUUGGCUGUAAUUAUUUUACACUCACACAUUUAAAAUAAACUAUAUUUUCAAAACAUUUAUGUAUGCAUCACUGGGGGCUUAAUAUCAUUGUCUGUUCACAAUAAAAUUCUCUGAAAGUCACAGCAUUUCAUGAUCCGUAUAACAGGUAUAGAUCGCCAAAAUAUAAGCCAAUAACAUAAUUUUGGACCUUUACAUUUUAAUUAAGUGAUAAUAAUAUAAAAUAAUUUGUUUUUAUUUUAAAUCAUUGAAAAGUUAUUAGUUAUUACCUAUAUAAUGUAUAAUUCAUUUCAAAUUUACCUAUUUUAUUAGUUGUUGUGAUUUACUUAGAAACUUAAAAAAAAUACUGUCAAUAUAAGUGUAGUGUGUGGUAUGUUUAUAUCAUUUUUGAACAGUGUUUUUAAAUUUGAAAAUAAAAUUAUAGAGCUAAGAACUUAUUGUUAAAUCUAGUAUAUAAUUUUCAUAAUAUUAUUAUGAUUUAUUUUGUAGAACUGUUUUAUUAUAUUUAUAAUCAAAUAAUAUAAUUGAGUAAAAUUACACUAUAAUUGAUAAAAUUUUUAUAUGGCUACCUAUAUAAACAAAACUAAACUAAAUAUAAAAAUUACUUGCAGAAUAUUUUGUCUAAGUUACAAUAAUAAUAGACAUUUUAUUUAUCUCUUAGUUGUGCUAAUUUUGCUACUUUCCCGAUUAUUGAAUGCAUACUAGGCCUUAGUUUGGUUAGGAUUUACUAAACCAGAUUAAAUUAAUAACUUAUUAUUUUUUAUAGCGUAUUUAUUAUUUAUCAUUGGAGUUCUUGGUUGGUCGUUCUCUUCAGAAUACCAUGAUUAAUUUGGGUAUUCAAAGCAGUGUAGAUGAAGCAUUAUACCAAAUGGGAUUAGAUAUUGAAGAAUUGGAAGACCUUGAGGAAGAUGCUGGUUUGGGUAAUGGUGGAUUAGGUCGUUUAGCCGCUUGUUUCCUCGAUUCCAUGGCUACAUUAGGUCUUGCAGCUUAUGGCUAUGGUUUGAGGUAUGAGUAUGGUAUAUUUGCCCAGAAAAUUGUAAAUGGAGAACAGGUAAAUUUGAAAAAAAUUAUUAGUAUUUUUUAAAUCCAACAUUGGUUUAUGUUAGACAUAAUAUUACAGACUGAAGAACCAGAUGAUUGGCUUAGAUUUGGAAAUCCAUGGGAAAAGGCCAGACCUGAAUAUAUGUUACCUAUUCAUUUCUUUGGUAGAGUACUGGAUACACCAACUGGCAAAAAAUGGAUUGAUACUCAAGUAUGUAUAAUUUUUACAUUGUGUUAUUUAAAAUAUUGUAAAUAUUUGUAUUAUAGGUUGUGUAUGCAAUGCCGUAUGAUAGUCCAGUACCUGGUUAUCAGAACAAUAUUGUUAACACUAUGCGAUUGUGGUCUGCCAAAUCUCCAGUUGAAUUUAACUUGAAAUUCUGUAAGUCAAAUUGUAUAAAAGUACGAUUUAAUUUUUAAAAAAUUUAAUUUUGUUCAACUAAAAUUAUGUUUUUAUGUACUUAUUAUAGGUGUUUAAAUAAUUUAUUUUUACAAUUAUUUAUUGAAUAUCAUUUUGUUUUCAUUUUUUAGUCAACGACGGUGAUUAUAUUCAAGCUGUUCUCGAUAGAAAUCUAGCUGAAAACAUUACCCGUGUAUUGUAUCCAAAUGAUAAUUUAUUUGAAGGCAAAGAGUUGCGUUUGAAACAAGAAUAUUUCUUGUGUUCAGCAACACUUCAAGUAAAUAUAUUAUUUGAAUGAUAAUGGCAAAUUGAGUGCCUAAUAAUAUUAAUGAUCAUAUGUUUAUUUAGGAUAUUAUUCGAAGAUUUAAAGCUUCCAAAAAGGGGCCUCAACCACGUACAGAUUUUGUCGAUUUUCCAAAUAAAGUAGCCAUGCAGUUAAAUGACACUCAUCCAGCAUUGGCUAUUCCUGAAUUGAUGAGAAUUCUUAUUGACAUUGAAGGUUUGUCAUGGGAGCAUGCAUGGGAUAUCACUUUGAAAACAUGCGCAUACACCAAUCAUACUGUAUUGCCUGAAGCUUUGGAGCGGUGGUCUGUAUCAUUGAUGGAAUCAAUAUUGCCUAGACAUAUGCAAAUCAUAUAUCAAAUCAAUUUCUUACACUUACAAGUAUAUAAAAUAAAAAUAAUUUUAAUAUGUAAGUAUUUUGUUUAUAUAUUUUUAUUUUGCGCAGGAUGUUCAAAAAAAAUGGCCAAGUGAUAAUGCUCGAUUGAAGAGAAUGUCGUUAAUUGAAGAAGACGGGGACAAAAGAGUGAAUAUGGCCCACUUAUCUAUUGUUGGAUCUCACGCUGUUAAUGGUGUAGCACGUAUUCAUUCAGACAUCAUUAAGAAUGACUUGUAAAUAUUAUUAAUUGUCAUUAUUGUUUUGUCUACAUAAUCAAUACUCAUAAUUCUUACAAUUUUAAUUUUAACAGUAAGUAAUUUCAAUGUAAAAUUUAAAAAAAAAAUUCCUACAUUGCAGAUUUAGAGAUUUCCAUGAGUUAUCACCAGAAAAGUUCCAAAACAAAACUAAUGGCAUUACUCCGCGUAGAUGGUUACUUCUCUGUAAUCCAAAUUUGUCAGAUAUCAUAGGAGAGGUAUCUAUAUUAUAAAUAUUUAAUACCAUGUGUAAUAAUAUAUAAUUAAUAUAAUACCUACCUAUUAUUAGAUUGUUGUUACAAUUUACAGAGUUAUUCUUUUGGAGUUCAUAUUUUAACUAUUAUUAAUAUUUUUAGAGAAUUGGUGAUAGUUGGAUCACACAUUUGGAUGAGUUAACAAAGCUUAAUGAACUUGUUAAUGAUCAGAGUUUCAUAUUAGAUAUUCAGAAAGUGAAACAAGAAAACAAAAUGAAACUUGCUCAUUGGUUAGAAAGUGAAUAUAAUGUUAAAAUAAAUGUCAAUUCUAUGUUUGAUAUUCAAGUAAUUUACUAUACCUAUUAUUUUAUUUUAUUUCAAACAAUAUUUUUUUUUAGUCAUAAUUCAUUAACAAUAUUUGUUGUAGGUAAAAAGAAUUCACGAAUACAAAAGGCAGCUGUUAAACUGCUUGAACAUAAUUACCCAAUAUAAUAGGAUAAAGAAAAAUCCAGAUGGAGAAUUUGUACCACGAACAAUUAUGAUUGGAGGAAAAGUAAGUUAUCAAAAUCAAACAUUAGAUAUAUGUUUCCAUAAUUAUAUGUGUGGACAUAGACCACAGGACAUUGUAUUACAUAAAAAAAAUUCCAAUAAUUUUCAUAGCAUUAAUAUCUUUAUACAUGUUAACAGAUUGAAAUUUAGUUGAAUAAUAUUAUGUUUUUAGAAAAUACCUUAGUUAAAAAAUUCAAAUUUACUAUUCAUAAAUAUGUCAAUUAUGUUUUAGGCUGCACCAGGAUAUUACAUGGCCAAAAAAAUUAUCAAGCUUAUAAAUUAUGUUGGCAAUGUGGUUAAUAAUGAUCCCGUGAUUGGAGACCGUUUAAAAGUUUUGUACUUGGAAAACUAUCGAGUAACUUUUGCUGAAAAAAUUAUACCAGCCGCAGAUCUUAGUCAACAAAUAUCUACUGCUGGUACUGAAGCAUCUGGUACCGGAAAUAUGAAAUUUAUGGUAAAUAUAAUAUAUAGAUUAUGUAUAAAAAAUGUAUUAAUAUUAUAAUGAUAUGUAUGUUAAGUUAAACGGUGCACUUACUAUUGGCACAUUGGAUGGUGCAAAUGUAGAAAUGGCUGAAGAAAUGGGUCCUGAAAACAUGUUUAUUUUUGGAAUGACUGUUGAUGAUGUAGAAUUAUUAAAACGAAAAGGUUAUAAUGCUUUCACAUACUAUGAAUCUAUACCAGAACUUAAACAGUGUGUUGAUCAAAUUCAAAAUGGAUUCUUCAGUCCCAACAACCCCGACGAGUUCAAAGACAUAGUAGAUGUUCUUCUCAAGUGGGACAGGUAUCACUUUUCAAUUAUAAUAAUAUAUUGAACUAUUUAGUAUUACUUUUAUUUUAGAUAUAUUGUUUUUAGUUUUGAAUUAAUUGGUUUUACUUAAGUUAAUGUAUUUCUGUUUUACAGAUUUUUCUUAUUGGCUGAUUAUCAAGAUUACAUCAAAACUCAAGAUAAAGUUAAUGAAAUAUAUAUGGUAAGAAAAGAAAAUAACUUACAAUUUUAUACAAUGCAUACAUUUGUUUUAUUUUUUAUUAAUAGAAUCAAGAGUUAUGGACAAAGAUGUGCAUACGUAACAUUGCCGCCUCUGGGAAAUUCUCAUCAGAUCGUACAAUCGAAGAGUACUCUAGAGAAAUUUGGGAUGUCGAACCAUCAUGGGAUAAACUACCCGCUCCACAUGAACGUAUUGCCGAUCUUCCCAAACAGUAAACAAUACAAUAAUUAUAAUAAGUCAUUUUUUUUUUAUGUAAUGAAAAAGAAAAUAUAUUUGAAGUAUAAAAUUUAUUGUCUUCUAUGAAAAAUUGUGUUCCUCACUUUAGUUUUGAAUUAAUUUUUUUUUCUUUUAUGUAAUUUUAACAAUUAAAUUAUUGAAUUAUACAUCAGUUUUAUUUUAUUCAGUUCAAUUAUUAUUUAUUGUAUUCAUGCUUUUUUAAUUAUUAAGUUAUUUUAAUGAUUUGUGCAUACACUAUCUUUUGUCAUAUGUCAUUUAAAAUUGUUUAAAAUAUAAAACCAAAAGCCAAAAUUAAUGAUGCUUGCGGUAGAAAAAAAAAAUUGAUAAUUUUUCACUAAAUUUUAUCCUUUAUUUCUUAUAUUAUAAAUUAUAAUCCUGUAAAAAUUGCUAAACAAUUAAUGCAUGAUUAUCUGUUACUUGAAUUUCAGAAAAUUAAAUAAUGGUUGUGCCACCGUUAAAGAUAGGAAGGUUGAUUACACAAAAUUAUUUAAUAUACACCUUUAAGAACGAUAAACUAUGGUUACCAAAAAAACGAUUCGGG